Molecule: messenger RNA, 1960 nt
Organism: Durio zibethinus
Lineage: Eukaryota; Viridiplantae; Streptophyta; Magnoliopsida; Malvales; Malvaceae
Source: RefSeq, a predicted model, not a curated record
GAUUGAGGUACAAAAAUCAUAUUCUUUAAUUCACAAAAAAAAAAUCCAAAGUAAAAAUUUCAAAUUUCUGUAUAAAAAUCAUCUCUUUACUUUUUAUUAUUUCUUGCUUUAAAAAUAAUUACUUACAUUUUACGAGUAAAAACAGAACCAAGCCAAUGUAAUAUCUGAGUCUUGCCUCCUAGAUUUUUCAGAAACCAUAGAAAUAAAAAACACAGCAAACAAGGAAUUCAUCCAAUAAUAGGGGAAAAAGACAAAAGGAAAAUGCUUAAAAAGUUGCUCUCUCUCUCAAAAAUCAAAGCUUUAAUCUUUUCUGCCUUUAAGGUCACCCUAGUUAAGAGUAAAAACCACCCCAUGACUUUAACUUUCCCAGAGGAAACCAAAAGGCAGAAAAAAGGCUUGAGCUGAUCAUUGUUGUGGUAGUGAUAUAAGCCAAAGUGGGUCUUUUUUGUUUGUUGUGUUUAGUUGCAUAUUGAAGGAUAACAAUGGCGGGAAUAGCAAUAUUGCUAGAUCUAUGCAAGAAAAACCCAAGCUUUUGCUCUCCACAAAGCUUUCACUCUUCUGGGUUCUUCUCUGCCUCCGCUGCAGCCGCAUCAGCGGCCGCUACCAUCGCUGCUGGAACCCCUUUUGCCUCUAGGUUCUUUUUUGGAAGUUAUCCCAAGGUUUCUCAUUGUGAUGCUGCUGCGGAAUUGCCCGAAGAUUACUUUGCAAAUAUAAAAAGAGUAUCUGAAGAUAUCUUUAAGAAUGAUGCUCUCAAAUACACUGUCAAGGAGUACAAGAUUGAGUUAAAGCCUCUUUUUUCAGCUUUUGAGUUGAGACCUUUUGCUAUGACAACCUUGAGGUCAUUUCUGAUGUUCUAUUUGCCUCUAUUGGAGCCUGCUACAAACAUAGAAGAGGAUGAUGAUGACUUCCUGCAGGACACUCCAGAAGAGCGCCACAUCGAUUUUGUUGUUCCCUUCAAAAAAUCAGUGAAGCAAAUAGUUCGUGAGACUACCGUUGUAACAGCAAGACGGGUUCUUGAAAGACUUGCUGUUAUUUAUGUUUCACAACGCAUGGCAUGGAAACUCCUUAAAGAUGUUCCAAAAUCAGCUGUCCGGAAGUCCCAAAGGGGAAUGCCAAUCACAAUGUACGUCUUCAGAGUUAGCAGAACAACUUUCAGAGGUCACCUUCUUGGAGUUGAGGCAGCAUGGCUUGUCCAAACUGGUAUUGAAAUCUACCGAUGCUUUUCUCGCAUAACAAACUCUGAAGAGAGUGAUGAGGUCAACAUAACAGAGCAAGCUAAACUUCUUGGAAAGAAGAUUUCUGGUAUUACCAUCAGGUGUGGAGCAUCAUUGGUAUUUGCUUCCAUUGGAGCAGGGAUUGGAGCUACUCUUUUUCGUCCUUCAAUUGGUCAGUGGAUUGGCUGUGCUGCUGGAGACUUGGUCGGGCCCAUUAUAGUAUCAGUUUGCCUCCAGAAAGCUCUUCAUGUGGACCUCUAGAGCACUGAAUAUUACUCAAGUUUCACAUUUGUAUUUUAGCACCUUUCAUUAGAGAAUUCAAUGAAUUUUACCAAUAACAACACUCUUUAUUGUAGUUUUUCUUGAAGCAGAAACUGCUUCUCGAGCUGCUCAUCUGAAUUUUCUCUUUUGGGGCAAUUCUUUUUCUCAGUUUAUACCAAUGAACUUUUCCUAGGUCAGUCUCUUCUCUCUUAGUAGAGUAUUAUAAAACGAAAAACGUUUCAAUGCUUUUACUGUAUGUCUGUGUCUGAUAGUACAUGAUUGGCCUGGAAUAGCAAAGGAAUUGGAGAACCCGUUGAACUCAAGCAACAGGUCAAGUAAGGCCUUCAUUUCUUAGGGCAAAACAUGUUGCCGAUCUAAUUAUGUUUCUAGAAGGCAAGAGGCAUUACCACAUUAGAUGAAUCUUAUGUUUUGUCCAACCCAUCUGAUAUUAUUGUAUAAUUGAUUCUCUGUUCGUGAUUCAUGCA